Suillus discolor is the source of this 1069-nucleotide messenger RNA. RefSeq lists its product as uncharacterized. Lineage: Eukaryota; Fungi; Basidiomycota; Agaricomycetes; Boletales; Suillaceae. The transcript has 5 exons. The coding region runs from base 161 to 799 and encodes 212 amino acids. The record is from RefSeq and is a predicted model, not a curated record.
AUUUGAUGGUGCUCUCCUCGCUAGCGCUUCCACAGACGACACCAUCAAGCUCUGGGCUUUCGAGUCCCGCCAGCUCCUCGCCUCAUUCCAUGUUCAGGGACCGCACUGCAUUAUCCUCUCACCCAACUCACAUCAACUGGCUUACACGACUUGGUGUGAUAUGAAGUCCAGGAUUUCCAUGUGCGACAUUCCACCUAACAUUCUCGUUAGUGUAUGGCCUGCACAGGAAGCACAGCUCAAUAUCAAUACGCCUCGCAAUCCACGCCGCGCUGUGCGCCAUAAUCCCAUCAAAGUUCCCGUCCGCGUCCCACCAAAACGCACAAAAUACCCACAGCGACCCGCUUUCCUUCACUACCUUCGUAAACUUCUCCCUUCCUCCUCCCGCACGAACGCACUUCGUCCUAUUCAGAACCACGAACCUAGUGAUCCGCUGGACUUCCCUGCUACGUUGCCCUUACCUCCAAAUUACUCUCCCUCGGGGCAGGCCACGACUCAGUCUCGAUCCGCACGACUACCGCCUGCCUCUCAGUCCUCUACUGCUGUUCCCACUACCUUCAAAUCUCGCAUACGCCACUUAUCAGCCCGGUUGCCUAUCGUCGAUGUUCCUCUUGCACAGGGUAAAGAGCGCAACGCUGCAGCGGGUGCUCCCCCCAAGCGUAAUGAUGAUUGGAUCCCUGAUGAAGACCAUGUCUUUCCUCCUCCUUCACCGACCCCCGGCUCGCAGCCACAAUCUGCAGCGAGGCCGAUUAAUGUUACCUCUGGAGAGCAUGGAAACGAUCACUCAUGUUUUUGCUUUUAGCACUGUUUCGAGGGCAUUUCAUUUUGAAUUGGAGGCGUUGUCCUAUUAACAUUUAGCAGAUGUGCUCAUUACACCCUUUGGAAUAUUUCUCGUCCUUUUAUCAAUAGCAUACUGACUACAAACCUCAUGUCCUUCUUCAGUUAUUCACUUAGAUUCCGCUAGAUUCAUACGAGGUUACAUACGCUCGUCAAAAGUACUUGAGCACAGAUUGUGUGCGUGUGUCGAAAUAUUACCUAUACGCAGAGGACCAUUUCCAGCUUCAAAUCAUAC